UACUUACCUGCAAGUAGAGAGAUAGUUGUCUGUGCCGCCGCAGUCGCCGCGCGACCGCCGGUCACGAGUGUUUUUUUUUUAAUAAAUACACAUCAACAAUUACCGUUUAACACGAGUUUUUACCCGGUUGUUUUCAAAAAUAUAAUAUUUGCAUCGUCCGUCGAUAUUAUUGAAUAAAUUGGAAGAAAACAAUUUUUAAUUCCCACGGUAGUUUGUGCUGUAAAUAUUAUUAUGCGUUGACCGAGCGGUACUCAAGUGGUGUGCAUACAUAUACUGAUAAUAUUAUAAUAAUUGUAAAUUGUGCGAUUUCGGAUGCACGUGUCCAUGGCAUCGUCGGAAGUGCAACAACUAUUGCCGGAGGACGAUUGUUGGCAAGUGUGGGCGCCGCAGCAAGACCAACAGCUGUGGCUGGGACAUCACCAGGGGUACCACGGGAUGACCGCGGGCACGGGAUACCAAAUGCACCACGCCGUCGCGGCUGACCCAAGUCCUUCGGCCGCCGCCGGUUACGGAGACGAAUACCUUCUCGAUCUGGACACGUUAAUCCAAGACCUGGUGUACGACGGCCAGACGACUACCGGCGGUCAUCCGGUGGAAUCGGCCGCGGCACCACAGCCACCGCUUUCGGCGACCGAACCGCUGUACGCCGCCGCGGACUACGGAUCGUGUAGGCUGGCCGGCGACGGGUACGGAUGCGACUCAUCGUACAACGGAUCCAUUUAUAUAUAUCCGGCCGGCGCGGCGGAGUCCGACGGCGCCCGCAACGUGGUGCACCAACAACGACAGAUGACCGCGGCCGGUACCGCGGUGAGCACCGCGACACCGCUGUCUCCGUCGACCGAAGCCAAAAGCCGGGCGCCACCGACCACGGUGCACGGCCGCGCCAAAAGACCGCAGGCCGCCAAGAGGACCGCCGCCGGUGGACAAGGCAAGAAAUCGACCGGCAAGACGAGCACCAUACACAGGUGCGAACAUCCCGGCUGCGGCAAACAGUAUACGAAAAGCUCCCAUCUGAAAGCCCAUCACCGCACGCACACCGGCGAAAAGCCGUACCGGUGUCCGUGGGGCACAAACGGUUCCGUGGCCGGGUUGCCGUCGUGCAACGGAAACGUCGCCGGAGUGCUGGCCGAUGUGGUGCCGGCGGGUUCCGACCAGAGCGCGGGCCGAUGUCCUUGGCGGUUCGCGCGGUCCGACGAACUCACCCGUCACUACAGGAAACACACCGGCGAUAGACCUUUCAAGUGCACACAGUGUUCCAGGGCCUUUUCCCGAUCCGACCACUUGGCGUUGCACGUGAAGAGGCACCUGACCUCUCCUUGAACCGCCUGCCCGCCCCUUGUGACUACUUGACAGUAAAUCUGUGUUUUUGGCAUAUAAAUUACUAUAUACCUACGCGUUUAGUAUAGAGACGUGCACUAUUAUUUCUUAUAUUAGUUAUCGAAAAUCAACUAAUUUUUUUUUACACCCGGCACGUUGUCUCUCCCGCCGUUUCUCCACUGCUCAUGGCACGAUACCUUUUCGAUUCCAAUUCGAUAGGUUUUAACUUAACCGUUGACGAGUGUUCUUAUAGCAAAAUUACAUUUGUAUUAGGAGUCGUAACGACUAACGGUUGGAUACGAAAACUGUAUACCUAACCCCUCUACAUUUAAAUAAAAAAUAGCUGUAACUUGUUUCCUCCAAGUUCAGCGUUGUUAAAACAAUGUCAAAAUUUCAGUGGCGGAUCAAUAGCAACAGGCAAAAGUGAUACUGGUCUAUCAAAGGUAAACAAAAAAAACUAAUACAAACAUUCCUUUAUUUAUUCUUAUGAAAUCCUGUUCAACCUUACUCUCUAAUCAAAAUGAUGGUUAAUCAUAUUAUAACUGUAAGCUUCUUAAUCCCAAUUCCACUUCAAAUUACAAACCGGGUGGGAUUCAAAAUUUAAUAAAAUGCGUCUGUGAACUUUAAAUUUCAUUAUAUUAUACUUAGGUCACCAAUUUUUACAUCAUUAAUGUACAUCGUCACUCAAAUAAAUAAUAAAUUACAUUAAUCGUUAAUCACGAGAGAAAUUAGAACUUUUUAGUCUUUUAUAACAACUCAUUAAAUUUAUUUCAUCUGAAAUACACAUAAGGUAGUUCAUCAUUAAAAAUUAUGAGAAAUUAUCAAGAUAAAAAUAAAAUAUUUAUUCAUGAGUAAUUUAAUUAACGAACAAAAUUAAUUUUUACACGCUUUUUAUUAAUUGUACGACAACCAAUAUUCGAUAGUAACUUAUUAGAAUACAUUUUUUCUAAAAAAAAAAAAAAAAAUUUCUUGUUGACUAUCAACAAAGGUAUGCUUUGUACCAAGUUGGUAGUAGCAUUGAUUUGUAUUUAAUCAAUGGUAGUAGUAAACCUGUAGGUUAUGCUCAUUGAAAACAAAACAAGUUGAAGAAUUAUAUAAACCCCAUUGAAGUUGAGUUAUUGUUGUAGAUACUACAUUAAUACAUCAUAUAUAGAUAAACGGUUUAAUCAACCGUAAUAUAGUUAUUUAGACAGUGCCUAUUGUGUUUCCUAGUUCAUGCGUUUUCCUUGAUUCGCCGCUGUUAUGAACCUUACAACUUACUCUAAAAUCACAAAUUCCACAUUGAUUAUACAGUUUUGCUACUUCUUUUUAGUAUGUAUAUAAAUAGAUUAUGACAUUUGUAAAUACGUGUUAUUGUAAAUAAAUAAUUUGACUACCGCUGAGAAAAGCUUCGCCUAUUGCGUAGUGUUUUUUUUAGUAAAAAUGGAUAUUGCACCAAGACUAUAAUAUUAUGGCCAUAUGAUUAAUUAUAUACAUUUAACUAUAAUAAACAUUACCUACAUUGAUGUUAUUGGACGUCGGACGAACGCUAAAUCGUUAAUAUUACUAUUAGCGUUAAUGUCAAUCAAAUCAAUCCUAUUACGAUAAUAAUUUUAAAAAAAUUAAGUUUACUUGACUUAAGGUUCAUUCGGGUUGUAUUAACGAAACAAAAACUACGACGGGAGAGACAUAUAAUAUUAAAACAAUGUAAUAAAAAUAAUAUUUAAAAAAAUACCUAUUAAUUGUAUCUGUAUAUUUUGUAUUGUGCCUUAUAAUAGUGAUAUAAAUCAAAAAUUUCAAACGAGCUU
Messenger RNA from Adelges cooleyi (spruce gall adelgid), 3104 nucleotides. RefSeq names its product Krueppel-like factor 1. Gene Ontology annotation, biological process: regulation of transcription by RNA polymerase II. The record is from RefSeq and is a predicted model, not a curated record. The coding region runs from base 313 to 1320 and encodes 335 amino acids. The transcript has 2 exons. Lineage: Eukaryota; Metazoa; Arthropoda; Insecta; Hemiptera; Adelgidae. Gene Ontology annotation, molecular function: DNA-binding transcription factor activity, RNA polymerase II-specific; RNA polymerase II cis-regulatory region sequence-specific DNA binding.